AUGUGGGAAACCAGAGACCCUGGCGUCGAACCGCUGACGUCAUGGCUCGCUGUCACUGAGACAAGAACCACUGAGUGGCAGCCCAUCGGUCUUGUUAUUGAGGUAUUGACCGGACCUAGAAGGGAUAACCCUACAUGUUGUAAAGACUACGUCUCGUGUACUCGGGUCAAAACAGGUUGUCAUUUAGCCACACGGGUCGCGUACGACCACGACGAUCUCGACGAUCUGAAUGACGUAGCAUAUUCGCACUUGAGCUGUCACACUAGCACUAACCCAUUGACCCAGCCUUCUGUCUGGACCCUUGCCAUAACAUUACCAGAAUUACACCUGGACGAAAAGAUGCCACCGAAACAAGCACAACAGAAACCAAAACCAAACGCCGCAAAUCCACCAAGCCAGAAUAUGGCUAACAACAGCGCCGGUGGCCAACAAGGUGGCAUUCCAGACCAUGAGAUCAAACAGAACGCCGGCGUAUCAGCGAGCAUGGCGCUCCAGGCGGGUCAGAAGGCGUGGGAGUUGAGGCAAGCUGCGCAUGGAGCGGGCGACGCAAAGGCAAGAGAAGAGAUUUUGGCGAAAGCAAUCAACAAGGAGAUCGAGGCAGAGUCUUUUGGAAAAGCGGCGAAGUACACGCAGUCGGGCGCUUUCCAGGGUCUUGCAGCUGGUGCCGGAUUGGGAGUGCAGCCGGGUGUCACCAUCGGAAAAUUGACUGGUGCCCUGGUUGGUGGCACAAUAUCUACAGUGACAGGAUUGCUCGGAGGUGGCAUCGGGUCCGUUUACGGAGCGAUGAACGGUCCCAUGUGGGACCUUGGUGAGAUGGCAAGUCAAGGUGUCCAGGGAGUUGUCGGAGACUUCCUUCCGGACAUCAAGUCGACUCCAUCGCAGAAGAAGGCUUUGGAGAAGAUGAUCAUGCAAACAAAGGAAACCCAAGCGCCAUCCAAAGAGGAGCUGGAGCAAAUGAAGAACGACGCACCAGACCAGAUGCCGCAGUCUUGGUCUCAGUCGGCCAAAGACAUGACAGCCUGGAGGCCGAGCAUGCCGAGCAUGCCAUCAGCUAAGGGUAUGGGGGGUGCAUUGGGACUGGGUGGAAUAGGUGCCGCGAUGAAUCCAUGGGGAGGACAGAGUCAACAGCAACAACAGCCGCAGCAGAGCUCAUCACAACCGAAGCAACAGCCUCAAAAGCAGGCUCAACAGGCUCCGAGUCAGCCCAAACAAUCGACCCAGCCUCAGAAAAAUUCUCAAACAAAGCCACAACAACCAAAGACAAACAACCCACAACCGCCAAAGCAAGAGAAACCACAAUCCAAUGAACCACCAAAGGAAGCACCCAAACCUCGUUCUCAGCGGCCGCCUACCACCAGAGGGCCUGCUAAUCCCCAAUCGUCUCAGCAGAAUCAGGCACCGAGUGCACAACAGACCACAAGUCAGUCAAAGACCUCGUCACAGAAAUCGAACUCAACGAGCAAGCCCGCCAAUACCUCCAGUCAACCAAAGCGUGUGUCCUUUAGCGAUAACAAAGAAAACAAUGCCCCAGCCACUACCUCAAAAGAAAAAAGGAAGCCGAGAAAGUUGGGUCAGCAGGGGAGCAACACACAGAAGAGCGGCGGUCCAAGUCAACCAUCUACUCCGAAGAAGGCACCGCGCAAGUUAGAACCAAGGAAGCCUGCUGCAUAG
Alternaria postmessia is the source of this 1671-nucleotide messenger RNA. RefSeq lists its product as uncharacterized. NCBI's taxonomy places the organism in Eukaryota, Fungi, Ascomycota, Dothideomycetes, Pleosporales, Pleosporaceae. The record is from RefSeq and is a predicted model, not a curated record. The coding region runs from base 1 to 1671 and encodes 556 amino acids. The transcript has a single exon.